Molecule: messenger RNA, 2529 nt
Organism: Erigeron canadensis
Lineage: Eukaryota; Viridiplantae; Streptophyta; Magnoliopsida; Asterales; Asteraceae
Product: G-type lectin S-receptor-like serine/threonine-protein kinase At4g27290
Exons: 7
Coding region: 1-2343 (780 amino acids)
Biological process (GO): protein phosphorylation; recognition of pollen
Molecular function (GO): protein serine/threonine kinase activity; ATP binding
Source: RefSeq, a predicted model, not a curated record
AUGUCUUCGAAUGAAAGGUAUGAGCUAGGUUUCUUUAGCCUUGGCGGUUCAAAAAACCGAUAUCUGGGGAUAUGGUUUAAGAAAACGACACCUUUUACAGUUAUAUGGGUUGCUAACAGGGCGACUCCACUUAAGGAUCGCUUUGGAAUGGUUAAACUAGGCAACCUAGGAAACAUGUCUCUUGUCGAUGGGGGUGGCACGGUCGUUUGGUCAUCCAACUCUUCGGCAUCACGUACUAUUAUUAAACCAAUAGCAAAGCUCUGGAGUAGUGGAAAUCUGGUAAUAAUGGAUGAAGAUAGUCGUGAUGAGAAAAAUAAUAUAUGGCAAAGUUUUGAUUACCCUGGGGAUACUAUCGUGUCAGGAAUGAAAUUGGGCAAAAAUUUUGUAACAGGUAGAGAAAUAUAUUUGACAUCUUGGAAAAAUCGAGAUGAUCCAUCCCCAGGUGGUUAUGCAGUAAGAUGGGUAAUGGUUAAGGAUAAAUAUCCGCAAGGAUACCUAUGGAAAAAUUCUGUAAAAUUGACAAGGUUCGGGCCAUAUAAUGGUGAGGAGUUUUCUGGCUCAACACACUAUAAAAGUAACACCAAAGAUAUCAUGGUUCUCAAUCAGGAGGAUAUGUAUAUCCAGUUCAUGCAAAAUAGCACCGUAUUCGCUAUAAUGUAUAAACUUACUCUUGAUGGCAAGGUUAACAUUUCACAUCUACUUAUAUACAAUCAUCAAUGGAUACAUGAUAUGGUAUUGCCUAAAGAUAAGUGUGAUGAAUAUGGACUGUGUGGCCCAUAUGAAAAUUGUGUUUCUUUAACUCCUCCUUAUUGUGAAUGCUUGAAAGGGUUUCAACAAACUGAAUCAAGUUCUGAUAACAGGACAAGGAGAUGCCAACGAAGUAGACCUUUGGAUUGUGGGCCUAGAGAGGAAUUUAUCAAGUUUUCAAUGAUGAAAUUGCCGGAUACUCAGAACGCUGUCUAUAAUAACAGCAUGAGCCUCCAAGAGUGUGAGUUGGCUUGCAAAAAUAAUUGCUCUUGCACCGCCUAUGCAAAUCCAAACAUCACCGAAGGUGCAGUUGGUUGCUUGCUAUGGUUUGGUGAUUUGAUUGAUAUUCGAGUGUACAAAGAAACUGGGCUAGAUUUUUAUGUUAAACUGGCGGCCUCUGAACUACUAUAUACCAAUUCCAAGUUCCACAUAACGAAACGUGUGAUCAUUGUUACUUUGUGGAUAUCUGCUGCUUUGGCUGGCCUAAUAUUCGGAGUAUACAUUUGGACUAGGAGGGCGAAGAGAUCAGAUGUGGAAACAGAAGGUAGGCCAAACACAGUCCUUGAUAAAGAUAACAAUUCUAGCAGCAAAAAGGAAAAUAUCGAGCUGCCAUUAUUUAGCUUAUCCCAAAUUUACAGGGCUACCAAUAAUUUCUCUAUCGAAAACAAGCUUGGAGAAGGUGGAUUUGGUCCAGUUUACAAGGGUAUGCUAGAAGGACAAGAGGUUGCUGUGAAGCGACUUUCGACGUCCUCUCGACAAGGAGUUGACGAAUUUGUGAAUGAAGUUAUAUGCAUUGCUAAACUUCAACAUCGGAAUCUUGUGAAGCUCUUUGGAUAUUGCAAUGAAGAAAACGAGACAAUUUUAAUAUAUGAAUACAUGCCUAAUAGAAGUCUAGACAGCUUUAUAUUUGAUGAUACAAGGAAGUCAGAACUUGAUUGGUCACAACGCUUCCACAUAAUUUAUGGAAUUGCCCGAGGUCUUCUUUAUCUUCAUCAAGAUUCUAGGCUUAGAGUAAUACACAGGGAUUUGAAAGCAGGCAACAUUUUACUCGAUCAUCAGAUGCGUCCAAAGAUAUCAGAUUUUGGUUUGGCUAGAAUGUUUAGAGAACAUGAGAAUGAAGCAAAUACGAAGAGAGUGGUGGGAACUUUGGGCUACAUAUCACCGGAGUAUGCAGUGACUGGUCAAUUCUCGAUAAAGUCAGAUAUUUUCAGUUUUGGAGUUAUAAUCCUGGAGAUCGUGAGCGGGCAGAAAAAUAGAUGUUUUGUUGAUGAAGAUCGUCAACCUGAUAGCCUAGUUUGCCACGCAUGGAGACUUUACACUGAAAACAAGUCUCUCGAUAUAGUUGACAAAUGUUUACGCAAUUCCUGUUCUAUUUUGGAAGUGAUGCGAUCAAUACAUGUUGGCCUAUUGUGUGUGCAACAUCGACCUGAAGAUAGACCUGAUGCACAGUCUGUGAUUGAUAUGUUGGGUGGUGAUGAUGGUUCACUACCCUUUCCCCAAAAACCUGGUUUCUUCAUUUAUACAUCUGAGAUCACCUCCAACACAGUUCUUCCAUCAUUUAAUGAUUUAACAUUAAGUCAAGUAUAUGGUAGAUAAUAAUCUCAAGUAUUGAUCCGAUUGAUCAUAGACGUGGUUUCUAUUUGUUCGUUUGAAGCGGAUUAUUUCAUAUUGUCGUGUUGUAUACUUAUACUAAGUUAAAACCUGUGCGAUGCGCGGCUCAAUUAUUUACAAAUGAUAUUUGUUGUUUGGUUUGUAACAUAAUGUUAAUUGUGGAAACUAGAA